Molecule: messenger RNA, 1071 nt
Organism: Jaculus jaculus (lesser Egyptian jerboa)
Lineage: Eukaryota; Metazoa; Chordata; Mammalia; Rodentia; Dipodidae
Gene: Anp32a
Product: acidic nuclear phosphoprotein 32 family member A
Exons: 7
Coding region: 176-916 (246 amino acids)
Biological process (GO): regulation of apoptotic process; nucleocytoplasmic transport
Cellular component (GO): perinuclear region of cytoplasm; nucleus
Molecular function (GO): histone binding
Source: RefSeq, a predicted model, not a curated record
CUUCACGGCGAUCAGGUUAGUGUGCGCCGGCGGGUGCUGGGGGCUCGAGAACCGAGCGGAGCUGGUUGAGCCUUCAAAGUCCUAAAACGCGCGGCCGUGGGUUCGGGGUUUAUUGAUUGAAUUCCGCUGGCGCGGGAGCCUCUGCAGAGAGAGAGAGCGAAAGAGAGCGCUAGAGAUGGAAAUGGACAAACGGAUUCAUUUAGAGCUGCGGAACAGGACGCCCUCUAAUGUGAAAGAACUUGUCCUGGACAACUGUCGGUCGAUCGAAGGCAAAAUCAAAGGCCUCACAGAUGAGUUUGAAGAACUGGAAUUCUUAAGUACAAUCAACGUAGGCCUCACCUCCAUCUCGAACUUACCAAAGUUAAACAAACUUAAGAAGCUUGAACUAAGCGAUAACAAAAUCUCAGGGGGCCUGGAAGUAUUGGCAGAAAAGUGUCCGAACCUUACGCAUCUAAAUUUAAGCGGCAACAAAAUUAAAGACCUCAGCACGAUAGAGCCACUGAAAAAGUUAGAGAACCUCAAGAGCCUAGACCUGUUCAACUGUGAGGUAACCAACCUGAACGACUACCGAGAAAACGUGUUCAAGCUCCUCCCGCAGGUCACGUACCUGGACGGCUAUGACCGGGACAACAAGGAGGCCUCCGACUCGGAUGUGGAGGGCCUGGACGACGACGAGGAGGAUGAGGACGAGGAGGAGUAUGAUGAAUACGCCCAGUUAGUGGAGGAUGAAGAGGACGAGGAUGAGGAGGAAGAAGGGGAAGAGGAGGACGUGAGUGGAGAAGAGGAGGAGGACGAGGAAGGGUAUAAUGAUGGAGAAGUGGAUGAUGAGGAAGACGAGGAAGAUCUGAGUGGUGAAGAAGAAAGGGGUCAGAAGCGAAAACGAGAAGCUGAGGACGAGGGGGAAGAAGACGACUAAGAGGAAUAAUUUGGAAAAUUCCUAUUGUGAUUUGACUGUUUUUACCCGUGUUCCCCUACCCCCUCCAAAUCCUGCCCCCCGAAACUUAUUUUUUUCUGAUUGUAAUGUUGCUGUGGGAACGAGAGGGGAAAAGUGUACUGGGGGUUAUGGGGAGG